Messenger RNA from Spizellomyces punctatus DAOM BR117, 933 nucleotides. RefSeq lists its product as uncharacterized. Gene Ontology annotation, biological process: snoRNA localization; maturation of LSU-rRNA from tricistronic rRNA transcript (SSU-rRNA, 5.8S rRNA, LSU-rRNA); box C/D snoRNP assembly. Lineage: Eukaryota; Fungi; Chytridiomycota; Chytridiomycetes; Spizellomycetales; Spizellomycetaceae. Gene Ontology annotation, cellular component: pre-snoRNP complex; nucleus. The transcript is spliced from 6 exons. The coding region runs from base 1 to 933 and encodes 310 amino acids. The record is from RefSeq and is a predicted model, not a curated record.
AUGUCUGAUGACCAGGAAGAGCCAUCUCCUACAGCACGCACAGCCAGUUCUCUCUGCGAAGUAUGUCAAGCUCAUCCAUACAAGUAUAAAUGUCCCGGUUGUCUCUGCCGAACCUGUUCCUUGGCUUGCUCCAGAUCGCACAAGGAUCAAAGCGGCUGUACUGGGCAACGGGAUAAGACUCAAUUCAUCAAAGUUGCCGACUAUACGGCGAAUGACAUGACGAGUGACUACACCUUUCUGGAAGAUAUUUAUCGUACCGCAGACAAUGCUACUCGGGACAAUGAUCGCUUACAUUCCGCUUCCAAGUCGCAUAACGUGCGACAACGAGUUUUGGCGAAGCAGUGCAAAAGCCGAGGAAUACGGAUAAAAUUCAUGCCCGCUGGAAUGAAGAGACAUGACCAAAAUCAGUCGAUAUACAUACAGAAACGUGAGUUCACUUCCUGGACGGUGGAAUGGGACUUUCAGGAGAGUAAAGUCACAAUCGUGGAUCAUAGGGUAAAGGACACCGACACGGUGGAAGAUCUUGUCGCAAAACAUGUUGAAGGGCAGGAAGGAAACGCCGUCACAAGAUACCAAAUACAGCCGUAUUGCGAGCGUGGAUUGAAGAAUUUGCUCUUCUACAUGAAGAUGGUCGACGUACCUGCCAACCAAACCAUUUACUUAUCAAUAAAUCCAAAGGACACUCUUCGAGAUGCAUUGAGAGGCAAAACUGUCAUCGAAUUCCCGACGAUCAUUAUACGUUGUCACCCGCCGCCAGUAGACGUAAGAGUGAUGGAGGACGUGCCAGAGCACCAGAAAUCUACGUAUGACGGUCCUGCAUAUUUGUUACGACGUUUUAGUCAACUGGACGUCACCACGCAGCCAGUGGCCAACCUCACGGAUGCUGCGGUGACAAAUGCUAUAGUUCAAGAUCUUCAGUCAUCGACGCUUUAA